Chondrus crispus (carragheen) is the source of this 3923-nucleotide messenger RNA. RefSeq lists its product as hypothetical. The coding region runs from base 1 to 3633 and encodes 1210 amino acids. Gene Ontology annotation, cellular component: chromosome. The record is from RefSeq and is a predicted model, not a curated record. Gene Ontology annotation, biological process: mitotic sister chromatid cohesion. The transcript is spliced from 2 exons. Gene Ontology annotation, molecular function: double-stranded DNA binding; protein binding; cohesin loader activity. Lineage: Eukaryota; Rhodophyta; Florideophyceae; Gigartinales; Gigartinaceae.
AUGCACAUCACGCAAAUAACCAUUUCCGGCUUCAAGAGCUAUCGCGAUGCGACGGUCGUCGGGCCAUUCGCGGCGGGGCACAAUGUCGUCGUAGGACGCAAUGGUUCGGGCAAGUCCAACUUUUUUGACGCCGUGCGCUUUGUCUUGUCUGAUACCUAUUCCUCUCUCCGCGCCGAAGACCGCGUCGCUCUGCUUCACGAAGGUGCAGGGGCCUCGGUCCUGUCCGCAUACGUGGAAAUUGUCUUUGACAAUUCUCACGGUCGCCUGCCAUUCGACAGAGACGAGGUCGCUCUCAGACGUAUGAUUGGAUUGAAGAAGGAUGAGUUCUUGUUGGACAGGAAAAACGUUACGCGCUCCGAGGUCUUCAGCACGCUUGAGACUGCUGGCUUAUCCCGUUCAAAUCCAUACUACAUUGUUCAACAAGGGAAGGUCGCCGCCUUGUGCGCAAUGACUGACAAGCAGCGCCUCGAUUUGCUGCAGGAAGUCGCAGGCACUCGCAUCUACAAUUCGCGCCGUGCAGAGUCCCUCAAGAGUAUGGAUGAGUCUGAUGCUCAUCGCAACAAAAUUUCAGAAGUCAUAGCUUAUAUUGACUCACGUUUGGGAGAGCUGGAAUCGGAAAAGGACGAACUUCGCGCCUUCCAGUCCCUGGAUAAAGAACGAAAGGCACUCAAGUACACUAUCCAUGUUCGAGAGGUAGAGGAAGCAAAAGCUGCCUUGGAGGGUUUGGAUGGAGACAAUCAUCAGUACCGCUCGAGGACAGAGGAGCUGCAAGCGAGGUUAACUGAUGUCAGAGCAAAUAUUGCAGGUGCAGAAAGGGAAAUCAAGUCAUUAGCACCGGAACUGCGCAGGAGUGAGGAAGAAUUAGAGGCAAUGGAUGGCCAGCGGAAGAAGGCCGUUGACAAAGUCGCCGAGUAUAAAGUGCUCGUAACGGAAGCAGAGCAAGCGGCAAAAACAGUCGCCGAAACCGUUGCAACAUCACGUUCCGAACUCAAUCAGGUUGAGCAACUCAUCGAGAGCAAGAGGGAAGAGCUCGAACCGUUGGAGACGCAUUUUAAAACACUACAGAAAGCAGAAUCUAAGCUCCGCAAGAAGCUUACUGACAGUGAAAGACGAUUACUCAAUCUUCGCGUAAAGGAAGAUAGAACAAACCACUUCCCCAACGCUCAAGCACGGGAUGCCCAUCUGCGGAAAUUGAUCCGCGAACAGAAGAAACGGCGGGACGGCUGCGUCGCGCAAAUUGAGUCAGCUAAAAAGGACAUUGUGAGAUUGGAAAAGGCCAUAGAAAAGGGGCAGUUCCGAAAGGAAGAAUACGAAGCCCAACGGCAGGAGCUGCUGGCGAGUGCAAAUAGCGGUGAUCCUGAGUUGGUCACCCUGCGAGCACAACGGGACCGUCUGCAUGCUGAGCGGCAAGAAGCGCGGCGAAAGGAAAGUGAUCUUCGGGCGAAAGCUAGGGAUUUGCACAAUGGUAUGGGGCGUUUGGAAGCUGCAAAGAGGUCAGUUCUUGGCGCUGGUGCGUACAGAGCCAUUCAAGCGGUGAUGCGGGCUUCUCAUGAAGACCCGCGUAAUUUGGGCCCUAAUCGUGUCUAUGGUCCGCUCGUUGACCUUAUCAAUGUCGACUCAAAGUUUUCAUCGGCAGCCGAUGCCAUUGCAGGUUCCACACUAACUCACAUAGUCGUGGAUAACGAUGCAACAUCUGCGAGGCUUGUAAGGAUCAUGAAAGAGCGGCGAGCUGGCAGGGUCACGUUUAUCCCACUCAAUCGGCUAGACGACAACCAAAGGCGGCCACCUUCAACGACCGCAGACGCUAUUCCGCUCAUUAGCAAGAUUUCAUGCCAAGAUAUGUUUCUUCCAGCUAUUCGGCAGAUCUUCGGCAGAACGCUGGUUACAAGGACAGUUGAAAUAGGAGCUGAAAUGUCGAAAAGACAUGGCGUUGAUUGCGUCACUCUUGACGGUGAUGUUGUGAACAAGAGAGGGGCUAUGCACGGAGGCUACAUGGACGCUUCUAGAAGCCGGAUUGAUGCAGCACGCUUUCUCCGAGAGGCGCAAGCCGAGCUGGCAGCUUUGGAACCUCAAAAGGCAAGUUGGCAAGCAAAAGAAGCUGAGGUCGAUGCAAGCUUGACCAGAGUACUUGGUGAAAUGCAAAGACGUGAAUCAACAAAGAGAACAUCCAAUUCGACAGCAGCUCGACUCCACACCGAAAUCGCCCGCCUCUCAAAAUACAUCCAAAACGACAAGGCCAACAUCCCGCGAGCCAAGGAUCGGAUGGCAGUGGCUGAAGAGUCUAUCACUGCCGCUGAAGCGGCAAUAGAGGACCAUGAAAAAGAAUUGGGUACUCCGAUGGUCUCGGGGUUGUCCCCGGAAGAAGAGGUCCUAAUGGAGUGUCUGAAGUCCGAACUCGAGACGCUGGGAUUGGAAGUGACGGCAAAGAGCAAUGAGCGUGCACUUGCUGAAAGGUCCGUUGUGUCGUUGCAGUCUGAGUUGAGCGGAAACCUGGAACGGCGGGCAGCUGCUCUGCGCGAAGCGAUGAAUCUGGGUGGCCAGGACAGUUCUAUGAUGAUGUCAGACGACAAUGACAGUCAGGCACAAACACAGAAUGAGCUACGUAACAAGCUUGAGGAGCUAAAUUUGGCUGAGGCUGACGUGAAUAGUGUGGUGAAGUCGAUAGAAGAGAGCAGUGCAGUAGUGCAUGACAAACGGAAACGGCAUAAUCGACUCAGCAAUCGUUUAGAACACGAUCGUGAGGAAGAGAGCAAGAUUAGUAAGGAACUGGAAGAUGACCGGCAAAUGGUGGAGCGGCGGUACAAUCAGAGGUCAAUCGAAAGGCAAAAGAAGAGUGAUGCAGAGAAGAGCAUUCGGGAGCUUGGAUCAUUGCCAGCAGACUUUGACAAGCAUCGGGGGUUAUCGAUGGGGGUAUUGAUGAAGAAAUUGAAGAAAACGAACCAGUCUCUUCAGAAAUAUUCACAUGUGAACAAGAAGGCGUUAGACCAGUAUUUGAAGUUUACGGAGGAAAGAGACUCUUUGACACGGCAUCUCGGAGAGCUGGAAGAAGGUGCGCAGUCUAUUCGGCAGCUGAUUGAGUCUCUCGACCACAGGAAAGAUGACGACAUUUUGCGGACGUACAAAGGAGUGUCGAAGUUCUUCAGCGAUGUAUUUCGCGAGCUGGUUCCUGGCGGCAAAGCGUCGCUUGUGAUGCUCAAGUCGGGCGACAAUGGGCAGAACGAUGAUGGGGAAGAGGGAGAACCGCGGCGAAUCCGGUACACGGGUGUUGCGAUGAAGAUUUCAUUCAGCACGACUGGACAGGCGUAUUUACUUCAGCAAUUGAGUGGCGGGCAGAAGUCAAUUGUGGCGCUGGCGCUUAUCUUUGCGAUUCAGAGACUUGACCCAGCACCGUUCUAUCUAUUUGAUGAGAUUGAUGCAAACCUUGAUGCGACGCAUCGACAAGCUGUCGCCAACUUGAUCAGGAAGCGGGCGAACCUUGGGACUCAGUUUGUUACGACUACGUUCCGACCAGAGUUUGUGAACGCGGGGGAUAUGUGGUAUGGGGUGACGCACAAGAGAAAAGUUAGCUCUGUGCAGCAAGUGAACAAGAACGUUGCGUUAACUUUCGUGACAAACGAUCCAGGCCAAUCAUGAGUGUUUUUCUUUUUUUCGCGAGCGCUACCCUUCUAAGGGUUAAGAGUCGUAGACCUGGUGGUUGCAUGUGAAUGAAAUGUGUAUUUUUGUUUAUAAGAAUAGUAGGGUCGUUCCUCCUUGUAUCACUACUGUAGUAUCAAAAAAGAAUUGUACGGUGCGGUACUUUGAAGGAGGAUGACUUGCUCUGCUCUGCCCACAUAAAGUAGUUCUCUAAAGUAAAUUACGAAGGGCAAGAAGCGGCAGGGUGGAAAGGUCGCUUCUUUCGAAGAUAAACGUGACAGUUAGAAAAA